AAUCUCUUUUGUUAAAAGUUUAAACACGAAUAAGCGAAUUGUAGGCUGGCCUUGUGUCCUGAGCGCGUUCGUCUGCAAUAAAUUUUCACACCGCCGCGAAGUGUAAUCAUCAACCAUGGGCCUCAAGCAGGAUUCCUUGGAAGAGCAUACGAAGCAAAACAAAGACGUUGGGAAGCAGCUGCCCGAUUAUUAUGGCGUCGAAAAGCAAUUCCUCGCCGCCCCUAUCAAGUCCGCUGUUGACAAAUACAAGCUUGUUCCCGAGUUCCUAAAGGUGAGAGGACUGGUGAAACAACAUUUGGAUUCUUUUAAUUACUUUGUGAAUCACGGGAUCCAGAAGAUUGUCCGUGCUAAUGAUCGUAUAGCAUCCAGUGUUGACCCGAGUAUCUAUAUCUGGUUCAAAGAUGUUAGAAUUGGUGAGCCCUCAAUGCCAAGGGAUGGUGUAAGCGAAGAAAUUAAUCCCCAGAUGUGCCGGUUAUCUGAUAUGACGUAUUCUGCUCCAAUUUUGGUCAGUGUAGAGUACAUUCAAGGAAGUCAUACCCAAAAGAUAAGAUUGGAAAAGAAUGAGGUUGUUAUUGGAAGAAUGCCUAUCAUGUUACGGAGUUGCCGCUGUGUCUUAUAUGGAAAAGAUGAAGCUGAUCUUGCAAGACUUGGUGAGUGUCCCCUUGAUCCUGGAGGAUAUUUUAUUAUCAAAGGGACAGAGAAGGUGAUGUUGAUACAGGAACAGCUAUCAAAGAAUAGGAUUAUUAUUGAUACUGACAAGAAGGGAAACAUAAAUGCAUCUGUGACAAGCAGUACUGAGGAACGAAAAAGCAAAACUGUUAUUUUGAUGGAAAAAGGGAAGAUGUAUUUACAUUUAAAUCAGUUUGUAAACAAGAUUCCUAUUUUGGUGAUCAUGAAGGCCAUGGGAAUGGAGAGUGAUCAAGAAGUUGUACAGAUGGUUGGAAGAGAUCCUCGAUACAGUGACCUACUUUUGCCAUCUAUAGAGGAAUGUGCAAAAAAGUAUGGUGUAUACACGAAACAGCAAGCCUUAGAGCAUCUUGAGACAAAGGUGAAGAAGUCCACUUAUUCUGGUGCUUCAUCGGUGAAGGUCCUCUUUCUCUUAUGUGCGUGUGCGUGUGUGCGUGUGCGUGCACGGGACUUUGUAUUUGUUUUGGUACAUGAAGGUAGAGCUUUAUCCAUUCUGCGACAUAUAUUUCUUGCCAACGUUCCAGUGCGUCAGGAUAAUUUUCGUGCAAAAUGUAUAUAUGUUGCUGUAAUGUUAAGACGCAUGAUAGAUGCAGUGCUGAAUAAGGACACAAUGGAUGACAAGGAUUAUGUGGGAAACAAACGGUUGGAAUUAUCUGGCCAGUUAAUUUCUCUUCUCUUUGAGGAUUUGUUCAAGUCGAUGAUUGAAGAAGUUAAGAAGAGGAUGGACAUGAAUAUGGCGAGACUAAGCAGGUCUAGCCGAUUUGACCCGUUGCAAUAUGUUCGUGGAGACAGUAUUUCUGCUGGCCUAGAGAGGACUCUUUCUACUGGUAACUUCAAUGUCAAACGGUUCAGGAUGGACAGGAAAGGCAUGACACAGGUGUUAGCUAGGCUAUCCUUUAUUGGGACUUUGGGACACAUGACAAGAAUCUCACCACAAUUUGAGAAGUCCAGAAAAGUAAGUGGACCUCGAGCUUUGCAGCCUAGUCAGUGGGGCAUGCUUUGCCCAUGUGAUACUCCUGAAGGUGAAGCUUGUGGACUGGUAAAAAACUUGGCCUUGAUGACUCAUGUCACAACUGAUGAAGAGGAGCGCCCAUUAAUUUCUCUGUGCUACUGUUUGGGAGUUGAAGACUUGGAACUACUAUCUGGAGAAGAGCUUCAUGCGCCGAAUUCCUUUUUAGUUAUAUUUAACGGGCUGAUCCUUGGCAAGCAUCGGAGGCCACAGCAUUUUGCUACAGUUAUGAGAAAGUUACGGAGAUCUGGCAAAAUUGGCGAGUUCGUAAGUGUCUUUGUCAAUGAGAAGCAGCGCUGUGUUUACAUUGCUUCUGAUGGAGGAAGAGUUUGUCGUCCACUUGUCAUUGCUGACAAGGGCAUAUCAAGGAUCAAAGAACAUCAUAUGAAAGAGUUGUUGGAUGGAGUUCGCACCUUUGAUGAUUUUUUACGAGAUGGGUUGAUUGAGUAUCUUGAUGUGAACGAGGAAAACAAUGCUUUGAUUGCUUUAUAUGAGGGGGAGGCAACACCAGAAAGCACACAUAUUGAAAUAGAGCCUUUCACCAUCUUAGGUGUUUGUGCUGGGCUUAUUCCAUUUCCUCAUCAUAAUCAGUCACCCAGAAAUACUUAUCAGUGUGCAAUGGGGAAGCAAGCCAUGGGGAAUAUUGCAUAUAACCAGUUGUCUCGGAUGGACACCUUACUUUACCUACUGGUGUAUCCUCAACGACCUCUGUUGACAACAAAGACAAUUGAGCUGGUUGGAUAUGAUAAGCUUGGAGCAGGGCAGAAUGCCACUGUUGCUGUGAUGAGCUAUAGUGGCUAUGAUAUAGAGGAUGCAAUUGUCAUGAACAAGUCAUCUUUAGAUCGUGGAUUUGGUCGCUGUAUCGUUAUGAAAAGGUGCUCUGCCAUUAGACAAAAGUAUGAAAAUAACACAGAGGACAGGAUAAUUAGACCCAAUAGAGAGGGAGACGGUGCAGGAAGGAUGCAGAUCCUAGAUGAUGAUGGGAUUGCUGCACCUGGGGAAGUCAUUCGGCCAGGGGACAUUUAUAUCAAUAAGGAGUCCCCCAUCAUUACAAGGGGGCCAAUGGUUUCUCCAGCUGGACUACCAGAUAGAGCAUAUAGGCCCAGUAUACAAACAUUCAAGGGAUCUGAAGGAGAGUCUUGUGUGGUGGAUCGAGUUGCUCUUUUUAACGAGAAGAACAAUAAUUUAUGUAUCAAGUUUUUAAUCCGUCAUACUCGUAGGCCAGAGGUUGGUGACAAAUUUAGUAGCAGACAUGGGCAAAAAGGUGUUUGUGGCACCAUUAUCCAGCAGGAAGACUUCCCCUUUUCUGAACGUGGCAUUUGCCCUGAUUUAAUUAUGAAUCCUCAUGGCUUUCCUAGCCGAAUGACUGUAGGUAAGAUGAUAGAGCUUCUUGGGGGUAAAGCUGGAGUUUCAUGGGGUAGGUUUCGUUAUGGCAGUGCCUUUGGGGAACCAAGUGGUCAUGCAGAUACGGUUGAAGCUCUAAGUGAAGCCCUUGUGAAUAAAGGUUUUAGCUACAAUGGCAAGGACUUCCUUUAUUCAGAGACAGAUGAAAAUAUUCCCUCAUCUCAGAUCCUAUCCCACGCUACACGUAUCACAGGUUGCCCACUGCAAGCAUAUAUUUUCAUGGGGCCAAUUUAUUACCAAAAGUUAAAACAUAUGGUCCUAGAUAAAAUGCAUGCUCGAGGUAGUGGGCCCCGUGUCAUGCUAACAAGACAACCUACUGAAGGGAGAGCUCGAAAUGGAGGACUACGGGUAGGAGAAAUGGAACGCGAUUGUCUGAUUGCGUAUGGCGCUAGCAUGUUAAUUUUUGAGCGCCUAAUGAUCUCUAGUGAUCCUUUCGAAGUUCAGGUUUGCAGAGUAUGCGGUUUGUUAGGAUAUUACAACCAUAAGCUGAAAACUGCAAUUUGUUCAUCGUGUAAAAAUGGGGAUAAUAUAUCUACUAUGAAACUUCCAUAUGCAUGCAAGCUCUUAAUCCAGGAGCUCCAAUCAAUGAAUAUUGUUCCACGCUUAAAGCUAGCAGAGGCAUGAGUUGAAGGAUAUUCUUGACCCCCUGUUGUACAUAAAUUGAAAGAAAAAGAUUCUUUUGUAAUGCGUUUAAAAAUGCUACAAAUUUACUUCUAGAGGCUACUACAAUCCAGCUGAGUUUUCACUGCAAUGUAUGGUCAGACAUUUAAAUUUUAAUUACCCGCUAUAUAUAUAUAGCUUUUGUUCUUGUUUA
Molecule: messenger RNA, 3914 nt
Organism: Carya illinoinensis
Lineage: Eukaryota; Viridiplantae; Streptophyta; Magnoliopsida; Fagales; Juglandaceae
Product: DNA-directed RNA polymerase III subunit 2
Exons: 39
Coding region: 116-3724 (1202 amino acids)
Biological process (GO): DNA-templated transcription
Cellular component (GO): RNA polymerase III complex
Molecular function (GO): ribonucleoside binding; DNA binding; DNA-directed RNA polymerase activity
Source: RefSeq, a predicted model, not a curated record